AUGGCGACCCCUACCGAUUCCUCCGACACUCUGAUAACCAUUCCCUCCCGCGUCCACCACCCCCAACCAAAGACAAUGUCUAUGGAAUUAGAUCUUGUCUCAGCAGCUGAACCCCCACUCCCAGCAAUUCCAAAGCUCAACCGUGAAGCAAGCGAUAUUACCUGGCAAGAAUGUCUCGAGUCAACAAAAGACCAAGUGACCCUUGUCCGUCGAGGAGGUCGUUUUCGCCUCCUCCACCAACAACAAUUCAAAAACAGCCUGCUAGCGAGCGUGGGCUACCUGGAGCUCGCGAACGCAGGCGAUUUCGCCGCCAACGUCUGGAACGAGAUCCCCGUACCUAGGUUCGCCGCCGUGCUCAUGGGAAUCGGAGGUACGCUGGCGCUGGGAAUGGUACUGGUUGCCAUUCAGGAUUUCCGACUGAGUCGGAAGAACGUGCAGCUGCUACAGGCCGAGAAGGAACAUCUCCAGCGGCUGCGACAAUGCCACAACAAAAACGCCGAGCUGGUCCGGCUCAUUGAUAGUCGUCUUGGGGUUUCACGCCGCGAGAUUGGAACGGAGAUUGUUGACCGAAUUGUGAUGGAUGUGUUGAUGGGUUUUGGCUCGAUGUUGGUUGGUGUCGGGACGUUGAUGGCGAUUGGUGGUGCCAAUCCCCAUGUUUACAAAGCGAGUAAUCUGCUCUCGGGAUACAUUGGAAAUGGCCUAGCGGCAAUCUUUGGUUUGGCGAACGCCGUAUGGUCUGCAUAUUUGAUUCAUCGAUUCCGUAUGCACGACGCCGCGACUUCUGCCCGCGAGCCGAGCGAUGAUAUCCGACGCCGGCUGCAUACUCGCUUCCGACGCUUCCAGUGGCAUGCCAUUGUCAACGGUCUCAAUGGGCUAGUUGCUGGUGCUGCAUCUAUGGUAACUGCCGAGCGGUGGUGGGGAUAUAUCGUGCUCAUACCAUGCAUAAUCUCCCUAAUUCUGUGCAACUACUUUUGGCGCAAGAAAAUAGGCUACGACCGCCCCGUUCUCGGCGAGAUAUCUCCGGACAAAAUCCACAUGACACCUCUUAUUGAAGACCUCGAAUACGUGAUUCUGAUGCAGCGCGGCCUUGCCGAACCAGAGGACUCCCUCCCGCAAGCCAUCGUCCAACUCGACUCCCUAGACUCAAUCCUGCGCUUCGUCGUCCGCGAACGAAUGCUAGAGACAUACUGCGAGUCCCUGGCCCGCGACAAAACAACCCGCCACCUCCUCGUGGAACUGCCCUUCCUAAGCACCUGCCCCGAUCAAAUCACCGUGUCUCUUGAGGCCCUCUUCCGCCUCUCACAAACCCAUCGAGCUACCAUCCUAGCGCACGCCAAAAGAUUCCUUCAAACAACCGGCGUCCGCGUCUUCACACAUCGCGAACGACAUCUCCUCGAAUUACUGGGUUUCGCCAUCUGGCAGGACCAGAUGAAUGAAACGAAAGAUGAACUAUAG
Molecule: messenger RNA, 1455 nt
Organism: Penicillium soppii
Lineage: Eukaryota; Fungi; Ascomycota; Eurotiomycetes; Eurotiales; Aspergillaceae
Exons: 1
Coding region: 1-1455 (484 amino acids)
Source: RefSeq, a predicted model, not a curated record